Messenger RNA from Bradysia coprophila, 1662 nucleotides. RefSeq names its product Dihydrolipoamide branched chain transacylase E2 (gene Dbct). The record is from RefSeq and is a predicted model, not a curated record. Gene Ontology annotation, cellular component: cytoplasm; mitochondrion. Gene Ontology annotation, molecular function: acetyltransferase activity; lipoic acid binding. Lineage: Eukaryota; Metazoa; Arthropoda; Insecta; Diptera; Sciaridae.
UGUGACUGGUAUUAUAUAGAGGUAUGUUGUGACUUGAACGCGUUAUCAUAUCGAAGAACGAAAAAAAGAGAACAGAUUGUUUGUCAGUCAGUCUUUAUCAAAAUCGCUGUCGUUCGGCUUGUGUUGCUUACGCACCUAAUAACAUGGCAACUUAUUUUCGUACACAUUCCACAAACUUUGCUAAACGCAUUUUGGUGCAUAGAAAUCGCGACCUACUGUUUAACGAAAGACUCAAUAGAAAUUUUACAACAACAUUACAACUGGAACGGAAAGUUGCAUUUAAUCUGAGCGAUAUCGGAGAAGGGAUUCGAGAGGUUACAGUAAAGGAAUGGUAUGUAAAAGUGGGAGAUACGGUCGAACAAUUCGACAAUCUCUGCGAAGUUCAAAGUGACAAAGCUUCCGUAACGAUAACUAGCCGAUACGAUGGCAAAAUCACUAAAUUGUGCCAUACUGUUGACGAGAUAGCAUUAGUCGGAAAACCGUUGCUGGAAUUCGACGUAGCUGACGAAGACGAAGAAAUCAGUUCUAGUUCGUCUUCGUCUAGCGAGGAUGACGUUAAGCCAACAGCAGAUCCUGUAGCUUUAGAAUUGGCAGCUAGAGUCAAAGUCCUCACCACUCCUGCUGUGCGCCGAAUCGCUAUGGAAAACAAGGUUGAUCUAACCAAAGUUCCGGCAACGGGACGUCAAGGAAGAGUACUCAAAGGUGAUGUGUUGGAGUAUCUAAAUCUAGUUCCACCUGGAACAAACAAGCCUCAUCCAACGAUAGUCGGUUCGGUUCCGGUGCCGGUCACUCAAAAACCAGUGGUUGCCGAUCGUGUUGAACAACUUAAAGGCGUUCGAAAGAUAAUGUUCAAAUCUAUGACAGAAUCGCUGAAAAUUCCUCAUUUCGCUUACAGUGAUGAAGUGAAUAUGACCAAUUUGGUAAAACUUCGGGACGAUCUGAAGGCUGAAGCAAUUGAACGUGGCGUUAAACUGACCUACAUGCCAUUCUUGAUCAAAGCCGCAUCAUUAGCUCUGUUUAAAUAUCCAAUUUUAAAUAGUUCCUUAGACGUUGCCAAUGAAAGCGUUCUGUACAAGGGUGCUCACAACAUAAGCGUUGCAAUGGCUACACCUGAAGGACUAGUUGUGCCUAAUGUUAAAAAUUGCGAAAGUAAAUCCGUAUUUCAGAUAGCAUCCGAUUUGAAUCAGUUGCAAGAGAAAGCACAGAAGGGUCAACUGAGACCGGAGGACUUCGCAAACGGAACAUUUUCUCUUUCAAACAUUGGAAUUAUUGGUGGAACAUAUACGCAUCCGUGCAUUAUGGCACCACAAGUUGCUAUCGGAGCGAUGGGAAAGACGAAGAUUGUUCCACGCUUCGGUAAGAACGAUGAAAUUAUCAAGGCGCACAUAAUGAGCGUCAGUUGGUCAGCCGAUCAUCGUGUAAUUGAUGGCGUAACUAUGGCAAGCUUUAGUGAAAUUUGGAGAAAAUAUCUGGAAAAUCCAAUGCUAUUUUUGCUGGAUGGACAUUAAGAGUGGAAAUUAGAUGCGAAGGAGAUUAUCGUUGUAUUUCAACCACUCCGACUUUAUUUUACCAGACGUUGCAUUUAUUUUUGACGUUUUUAUUAUUAACUACAACAAUUUUGUUUUGAUCACAAUGAUGUGGAAGAAAAUAAAAAAGAAAAAC